Messenger RNA from Trypanosoma theileri, 669 nucleotides. RefSeq lists its product as uncharacterized. The annotation marks the transcript as partial. NCBI's taxonomy places the organism in Eukaryota, Euglenozoa, Kinetoplastea, Trypanosomatida, Trypanosomatidae. The transcript has a single exon. The record is from RefSeq and is a predicted model, not a curated record.
AUGUUGAGUACGACUCGUCCCUCUUAUUCAUCAGUAGAAUGGAGGACAUGCACACAAGCAUUCAAAGACUUUGUGUGCCACAACGGACCAACAGCGUUUACAUUUGAAAUGCGACCAUCGCACGCUCCCCAUUUAACUUAUACCGUCGAAGGUAUGUUAACCUUAGAACAUGAUGCACUCAAGAUACGUACAGGGGAGGAUCACUGUUUGGACUGGGAAAAUUUGCGUACCUCCAUAAUUAGGUUUCACAUGCCGCGAAACCAAGAUUUUCUACAGGCCUUUGAAGCAGCACGAGCGCAAUUCAGUGCCGAAUGGGCAUUACUGGAGGAGACAGAGUCAUUAUUAUGCCAGCAGUACGAGGGCAUGCGUGCCCAGUUACAGGACCACACCUUCCGGGUCCAGCAGGAUGCAAACAUGCAAAUCCAGCAAAUGCAACAACAAAUGGCCCAGUUGUAUCAAGAAGCCGCAGCUGGCAAAGCGUACCAGCAAGAGUUGGAGACGCAUAUCAAUCAACUCCGGGCAGAAUUGCAACAGAAAGACGCACAAAUCAUGCAAACUCAGUCGCACCUGGCGUCCGCGAUCGAACAAUCACAACACCAAGGACAACAGAAUGGUUCUGGAGAAAUCCAAAGUCCCGCACCUCAGAUUCCCCGACAACACGACACCACU